AUGCCAGAAGGGGGGUUUUGGGACAAAACCUCCAUGGCAGCAUUCGUGUGCCUAGCCGCUCUGGAAGAUAAUGUGUGUAAAGCAGAAGUGACGGAUGAAGAAGGUACAGAAGAUAAAGUUGGAGUAGUAGCCAUUGGUAUUAAAACUUAUCGCUUCACUGGUUCAAAAUCAGAAUCAUUAUUUCUACAACGAUUAAAUCCACGUAAAAUUAGUUGGACAGUACUUUAUAGACGCAUGCAUAAAAAAGGUAUCACCGAAGAAAUUGAUAAAGGUUCUCGUGGACAACCUAAAAUAUCAAAACAACAAGCUCGUGGUGCACAUCAAAAAGUUGCAGCAAAGAGUCGUUAA
Molecule: messenger RNA, 348 nt
Organism: Entrophospora sp. SA101
Lineage: Eukaryota; Fungi; Glomeromycota; Glomeromycetes; Entrophosporales; Entrophosporaceae
Source: the annotation of a GenBank genome assembly